This is a messenger RNA of Plectropomus leopardus (leopard coralgrouper), 2729 nucleotides long. RefSeq names its product collagen, type IX, alpha 3 (gene col9a3). Lineage: Eukaryota; Metazoa; Chordata; Actinopteri; Perciformes; Serranidae. The record is from RefSeq and is a predicted model, not a curated record.
CGGACGCUAGGGGGGAGCGAGACAGGACCGGGAACCGGGGAUUUGACCUUUUCCGCAGAAACUCGGGUUUGUGAGGGCGAGCGGAGGAGCCAUGGCGGUAUUCUCUGCGCUUUGGGUGCUCUUACUGUGCCAGCUUUUAACAUCAUCCUCAGCCCAGAGGCCAGGCCCCAGAGGAUCUCCUGGGCUCCAAGGACCCCCAGGGCCACCGGGGAGGGAUGGCACUGAUGGCAAACCUGGACCUGCUGGUCUGCCGGGGAAAGCAGGUCCCAAAGGGAAAGCAGGUAUUUCGGGGGUUGCAGGAAAACCAGGCCUGCCAGGACUUCCAGGGGUGGAUGGUUUGACAGGUCCUGAUGGUCCUGCUGGGAAAGAUGGACCCGCAGGGGAAGCUGGUGAUGCUGGACCUCCUGGGCCCCCUGGAGCUCCUGGCAGAGGGAGACCAGGAGCCGCAGGACUACCUGGAACCAACGGAUUGCCGGGCGGAGUCGGACCACAGGGUCCAGCGGGUGCUGAGGGUCUUCCAGGACUUCCCGGACCUCCUGGCCUUGAUGGACCACCAGGUCUUCCUGGUACUCUUCAUGAUCUUAGCGGUGACCUACUGUGUCCUGCAAUCUGCCCCCCUGGUCCCUCUGGUCCUUCUGGGAUGCCAGGAUUCAAGGGUCACACUGGGCACAAAGGAGACAAGGGAGAGCCUGGAAAAAAUGGAGAGAAGGGUGACCCUGGUCCACCUGGCCCACCAGGUAUCCCUGGGACUGUGGGUCUGCAGGGCCCACGUGGUCUCAGAGGUUUACAAGGCCCGAUGGGAUCUGUAGGAGACAGAGGGCUGCCCGGUUUCAGAGGCAAACCUGGUAUCGCCGGCAUCAUUGGAAAGACAGGUGAUCCGGGAGAAAAGGGACCACAGGGAUUCAAAGGACCCAAAGGAGAAAUUGGUAAAAUUGGUCCCAAAGGAGGUCCUGGAGGAUCUGGACCCAAAGGGGAGCCUGGUAUUCCUGGCAGAGAUGGCAAAGAUGGUACACCAGGAUUAGAUGGCGAGAAGGGUGAUGCUGGACGCCAUGGGGCAGUUGGAGAGAAAGGACCUAACGGCCUUCCUGGUCUACAAGGAAAAGCUGGUGCAAAGGGCUCUAAAGGAGAAGUUGGUGAAGUGGGGAAGCCUGGGGAGACAGGACCCUCUGGAGAGCCAGGUAUUCCUGGUGAGAUUGGCGUACCAGGAGAGAGGGGGAUAGCAGGACCCAGAGGAGUGGCUGGAGCUAUCGGACCGGUGGGCAACCCUGGGCCUCAGGGAGUAAAAGGCUUCCAGGGGGUAAAAGGAGCCUUGGGUGAUCCAGGUCUUCCAGGUCCGACAGGAAUCCGUGGAGAAUUUGGUGAAAGGGGUCCACUUGGAGCAUCUGGAGCCAAAGGAGACAUGGGUGUGGCAGGAAGUGAUGGUUUGCCAGGAGAAAAUGGAGAACCUGGUCCGUUUGGCCCAGUUGGACAAAAAGGAGAGUCUGGAAAGCGGGGUGAACUGGGGCCGAAGGGCGUGACAGGUCCACAAGGAGAGCUUGGGGCGAGAGGGCCUCCAGGGAAACCAGGACUAAUGGGCUUCCAAGGGGAGCAGGGUCUGCCUGGAAUUGCAGGAAAGCCAGGUGUACCUGGUAGACUGGCAAGUGAGCAGCACAUCAGAGAGCUGUGUGGCUCGAUGAUCGAUGAUCAGAUUGCACAGCUGGCUGCUAACCUUCGAAGACCUCUGGCCCCUGGAAUGGUGGGCCGCCCCGGCCCUGCUGGGUCUCCAGGAAAGCCAGGAGUUGCUGGCUCUAUCGGGCAUCCAGGUGCCCGUGGACCACCAGGGUACAGAGGGCUGCCAGGAGAACUUGGAGACCCAGGUCCCAGAGGUGAUGUUGGUGAGCAGGGUGAUAAGGGAUCCAUCGGCAAAGCCAUUGAUGGCCCGCCUGGAGACCAAGGAUACCAGGGUCUUCCAGGAGUUCCUGGAAUUGUCAAAGAUGGGCGUGAUGGAUCUCCCGGAGAUCCAGGUGAGCCUGGAGAGCCAGGCAGGGUAGGUAGGACUGGGCACCAGGGACCUCCUGGAAUCUGUGACACAUCAGCCUGCCAGGGAGCAGCGGCCGCUGGAAAAUCCUCCAACCCCAAAAAUCAUUAAACUGACUUCCUGCAACCUGACACCCAAAGGAGGAAGGGUGAUAAGUAAGGGGAGGAAGGAAGGAAUGAAAGAAGUGUGAUCACAAAAAUGUCCUCUUUAUUUAAAUACAUGUAUCACAAGAUGGGAGGAGUAACAUCAAACAGGUGUGAUAUUUUGAGAGGAACAUCCAAGGAGUGACAUGAACACCAGAGCAACUGAGAGACAGAAACAUCAAGAUGAAAACCAGAAAAAAAGUGGACAGAGGCACGGAAGAGUCCAAGAGAACAACUGCAUUGCUCCAAAUACAGUAUCAAAUAACAAGACUUGACUUACAAACAACUGGAAAAUGAAUGAUGAGUCCUUUGUGUAUAAAAACUUUGUACAUGUUGUUUCCAUGCCCCCAUUUCCCUGGUUAACAUCCUUCUGGCAGAUGACACUCAGAUAAAAUCAACAGCAAGUGUCUCUGAAGUGAAUGUGCAUGUAUCAUGGCCCAUUAAUGUCAAUCACAGGUGUUACCUCAACAUACAAGCGGACAGUGUAAAAUAUGGAAAUAGGCGACAGAGGCAAAAAAGCCUCUGUAAAGGAGCUGUGUAUGUACUGUAAAAGGAAUAAAAAAGACAAA